Molecule: messenger RNA, 486 nt
Organism: Lachancea mirantina
Lineage: Eukaryota; Fungi; Ascomycota; Saccharomycetes; Saccharomycetales; Saccharomycetaceae
Source: the annotation of a GenBank genome assembly
AUGAGACAAUUCCAGUCGUUCAGUACUACCGCUCAAACGUCGCUUGCAAGUCAGCAACACAAGCAACAAUCUGCCAAUGACAUUUACGCCGAGCCUGAGAACUUUUUAGAAAUAGAAGUGGUUAACCCCAAGACACAUUUCCCAGAACAAGACAACAAAGGAAUGUUUACAGAUUACGAGGUAAUCUGCCGCACAAAUCUGCCCUCUUUUAACAAACGUAGCAGCAGUACACGCAGAAGAUAUUCGGAUUUCGAACUCUUCCGAAAAUUUUUGAUUAAGGAAGUCUCUUUCUCUAACCACCCUAAGGUCAUCAUACCUCAUUUACCGGGGAAAAUACUACUCGGCAACCGAUUUAACGACGAUGUCAUUGAGGAACGGCGCCAAGGGCUCAAUAAAUGGCUAAAUAGUGUGGCAGGACAUCCACUUUUGCAAAGUGGUUCCAAAGUUCUGGUCAGGUUUAUCGAAGACGAACAUUUUUCCGGAUGA